This is a messenger RNA of Hibiscus syriacus, 432 nucleotides long. RefSeq lists its product as uncharacterized. The record is from RefSeq and is a predicted model, not a curated record. The coding region runs from base 1 to 432 and encodes 143 amino acids. The transcript has a single exon. Lineage: Eukaryota; Viridiplantae; Streptophyta; Magnoliopsida; Malvales; Malvaceae.
AUGGUUAAAUGUGAAAUUGGGAACGCGGAAACGGAGAACGCUGGUUUUGGCGAGACUAGUCUCGGCGCAAACUCGACUACUCUGUUCGAGAGAGGCAGGUUUUACGAGGAGUACUCGGCGAGGAGAAACGAGAGGCUGAAGAGAAGAAAAGGCGAAACGGGGACAGAGUCGAAGAAUGGGCACCAUCUUGGACUUGGAGUAACCAUUGAAUCUUCAAAGAGAAUACAGUCGAAGAAGCUGAAGAGCUUGAGGAAGUCGGUGUCUGCUGCUUAUUCCGUGGAAAGGAAUGAGAUUCAGACUCCCAGGUAUUCGCUCCGAAGCAUGAGCAUGACCAAAGAUAAUAAGAAGCCUGUCAAUAAUUACAAUUCUUCUGUGUCUUUGAUUGACACUGCAAGCAAAACUACGGCUAGACGAGUUGGUCCAAGGGUCUGA